This is a messenger RNA of Coffea eugenioides, 1242 nucleotides long. Its product is annotated as proteasome subunit alpha type-2-like. Lineage: Eukaryota; Viridiplantae; Streptophyta; Magnoliopsida; Gentianales; Rubiaceae. Gene Ontology annotation, biological process: ubiquitin-dependent protein catabolic process. Bases 273 to 980 code for a protein of 235 amino acids. Gene Ontology annotation, cellular component: proteasome core complex, alpha-subunit complex; proteasome core complex. The transcript is spliced from 12 exons. The record is from RefSeq and is a predicted model, not a curated record.
UCUUCCUCUUUUUGACCGUACUGUGACUAACUGUAGCCUUCUCCUCGCUUGAGUUUGCCUCUCAUUCUUCUUUCCUCCCUUUCCUCCCCAAGUCUCACCACCGCCCGCCGUGCAUUUGAUAUUGAAAGCCUCCUCGUCUUCUUCGCCCUUUUAAUUUUUCCUUCUCCUUCUCUUGAAUCUCUGCCACCCACUUGCUGUAUUUCUGUCUUUCUGUGCAAUUUCUCAUAAAUUGGAUACGGGAUUUUUUUCUUGAAAAAUCCAUUUAGAUUCAAAUGGGUGAUAGUCAGUACUCCUUUUCUCUCACCACUUUCAGCCCUUCUGGGAAGCUUGUUCAGAUUGAACAUGCCUUAACUGCAGUUGGGUCUGGUCAAACAUCGCUGGGGAUUAAAGCUGCUAAUGGUGUUGUUAUUGCAACCGAGAAAAAAUUACCAUCCAUCCUGGUCGACGAGACAUCUGUACAAAAGAUCCAGAGUUUGACUACAAAUAUUGGAGUUGUAUACAGUGGCAUGGGCCCUGAUUUCCGAGUCCUGGUGCGCAAAAGUAGGAAGCAAGCUGAGCAAUAUCAUCGACUGUAUAAAGAAUCAAUUCCUGUUACACAACUUGUCCGGGAAACUGCUACGGUCAUGCAGGAAUUUACCCAGUCCGGUGGUGUAAGACCAUUUGGUGUUUCACUCUUGGUUGCUGGAUAUGAUGACAAGGGGCCACAACUGUAUCAAGUGGAUCCAUCAGGUUCAUACUUCUCCUGGAAGGCUUCAGCUAUGGGGAAGAAUGUGUCUAAUGCAAAAACAUUUCUUGAAAAGAGGUACACAGAGGAUAUGGAACUUGAUGAUGCUGUUCACACUGCUAUUUUGACCCUCAAAGAGGGGUUUGAAGGACAAAUUUCUGGCAAAAACAUUGAGAUUGGCAUUAUUGGCAAUGACAGAAAAUUUAGGGUGCUUUCACCAGCUGAAGUUGAUGAUUACCUGCAGGAAGUAGAGUAGAUAAGAGUUUAUUCUAGCGAGGAGAUUGGAGAUUUUUACAUUUGUAUCAGAAAGAAAGCGUAUUGAGUUGUAGAAAAUCUGGUGCCAGUUGGGUCAUGAUCGUUCUUCCCAGUGGUUUUAUUCUAAACCUACCAUCUUAAAACGUUGGAAGUGCUAAAUGUAUACAUCAUUUACCUUGUGCAUACUUGCAGUACACUUGACUCUCUUUAUCUCAUACUGCAUUGUUUAUUUGGUCUUAAAAUUAUUUCGUUGGAGAUGCUAA